This is a messenger RNA of Brassica napus (rape), 2370 nucleotides long. RefSeq lists its product as uncharacterized. The record is from RefSeq and is a predicted model, not a curated record. The transcript is spliced from 3 exons. Lineage: Eukaryota; Viridiplantae; Streptophyta; Magnoliopsida; Brassicales; Brassicaceae. Bases 1 to 2370 code for a protein of 789 amino acids.
AUGGAUAAGAAGUAUAAGAGUUCUCGUUGGAGUAUUCAUGGAGAAAAAAGAGAUUCUGCAGAAGACAGUGUUCUUCAAUAUGAAACAGAGGCGUUUGAUUUGUUUAAGACAACAUUCUCCAUGGACGAAGGUGGUCCAAACCCGACAACUGACAACGAAGACGAUGAAGCACCAGAGGAAAUUGAGUUUAAGAAAAAGCUCAGAGACGCUCAAACGCCAUUAUACUCGGAUUGUCUCAAGCACACAAAGGUUUCAGCUAUCAUGGGACUUUACAGAUUCAAGGUUAAAAGUGGUGUGUCGGAGAACUACUUUGAUCAGCUGUUGGUUUUACUUGAGGAUUUGCUACCUGAAGACAAUGUUCUUCCCAAGAGUUUAGCUGCAAUCAAGAAAUUUCUGAAGAUCUUUGGGUUCGGCUACGACAGUAUUCAUGCUUGCAAGAAUGAUUGCAUAUUGUAUAGGAAGGAGUAUGAGAACCUAGAAAGCUGUCCAAGAUGCAAAGUUUCAAGAUGGGAAAUGGAUAAGCACAGUAAUGAGUUAAAGGUGGGGAUUCCGGCAAAGGUCCUUAGAUAUUUUCCAAUCAAGGACAGGUUUAGGAGGAUGUUUAGAUCACAAAGGAUGGCUGAAGAUCUGCGUUGGCACUAUACCAAUGCCACUGAAGAUGGUACAAUGCGGCACCCUGUUGAUUCUAUCUCUUGGGCACAAGUGAAUGCUAAAUGGCCAGACUUUGCUGCUGAUCCACGGAAUCUUCGACUUGGGAUUUCUACAGAUGGGAUGAACCCUUUCUCCAUGCAAAGCACCAAUCACAGCACAUGGCCAGUGUUGUUAGUGAACUAUAACACGCCUCCAACCAUGUGUAUGAAGGCUGAGAAUAUAAUGCUGACUUUGUUGAUCCCUGGUCCUACUGCUCCUGGUAACAACAUUGAUGUUUACCUAGCACCACUGAUAGACGAUCUAAAGGAUUUGUGGGCUGAGGGUAUUGAAGUGUAUGACUCAUUUGCGAAGGAGAACUUUAAUCUCAGAGCCUUGCUGCUUUGGAGUAUCAGUGACUAUCCAGCCUUAGGAACACUGUCUGGAUGUAAAGUAAAGGGGAAACAAGCCUGCAAUGUAUGUGGAAAGGAUACACCUGCAAGGUGGCUUAAGUUUAGCCGCAAGUUUGUCUACAUGAGUAACAGAAGGAGACUACCGCCUGGCCAUCGUUACAGAUAUAAAAAAGCUUGGUUUGACAACACUGUGGAGGAAGGGAAUGCUAAUAGGAUACAAACAGGCGCUGAGAUAUAUGAGACACUACAAGCUUUUACGAAUGAUUUUGGUAGACCUCUAGAGAAGGAAAAAAAAAGGAAAAGACUAGAGUUGGAAGAUGAUGAGAGGUUACAAGAAGAAGAGUGUGAAGAAUCAAAUGAACUAUGGCGGUGGAAGAAGAGAUCAAUAUUCUUUGAUCUACCUUACUGGAAGGAGUUGCCUGUUCGUCACAAUAUUGAUGUUAUGCACGUAGAAAAGAAUGUGUCCGAUGCUAUAUUGUCUCUGUUGAUGCAAAGUGCGAAGUCAAAAGAUGGGUUGAAAGCAAGAAAAGACUUAGAAGAUAUUGGAAUCAGAAAGCACUUGCACACAGAGGUGAGGGGAAAGAAAACAUACUUACCUCCUGCUGCCUACUGGUUAUCGAAGAGAGAGAAGACCAUUUUCUGCCAAAGGUUAGCUAAGUUUAGAGGCCCUGAUGGUUAUUGUGGUAAUAUUGCGAAUAGUGUUUCAGUUAACCCUCCAAAUAUUGGUAGUUUAAAGUCGCAUGAUCAUCAUGUCUUAGUACAGAACUUGUUACCAGCUGCAUUAAGAGGGUUGUUACAUAGGGGUCCUAGGAUAGCCAUAAAUAGAUUAUGCAGUUACUUCAACAGGUUGUGUCAGCGCAUCAUUGACCCAGAGAAACUUAUAUCCAUGGAGACAGAGUUUGUGGAGACAAUGUGUCAGCUGGAGCGCUUCUUCCCUCCAGCCCUUUUUGAUAUCAUGUUUCACCUUCCACUACAUUUAUCAAGAGAGGCACGGUUGGGAGGACCAGUUCACUUCCGAUGGAUGUAUCCCUUCGAAAGGUACAUGAAAACACUAAAGGCUUUUGUUAAGAAUUAUGCAAGGCCAGAAGCAUGUAUGGCUGAGGCGUAUUUAGCUGGAGAAUGUGUUGCAUUUUGUUUAGAGUUCCUUAAAGAAUCAGUACCAGUUCAAGAAGCAGUUAAUCGUAAUGAAGAUGUUGAGGCUGAUAGAAUGGUGGUUGAAGGCCGACCUCUGCAGAAGGGUAUAGAGGUUACCCUGUCAGAUAAAGAUAGAGACAUUGCACAUCGAUAUGUGCUAAUGAACAUGGCAUCUUUGGAUCCCUUUCUUGAGUAA